Messenger RNA from Oldenlandia corymbosa var. corymbosa, 2094 nucleotides. The record is from the annotation of a GenBank genome assembly. Lineage: Eukaryota; Viridiplantae; Streptophyta; Magnoliopsida; Gentianales; Rubiaceae.
AUGGGAAAUAGCUCUAUUUUCCGUUCCUUUUUAAGGUCUCAAGACUGGCGUGGAAGCAGAUUUUCGGACAUGGAGAAUCGACGAAAUUCAACCAAUAGAUUACCAUACGCAACCAGACGUAUUCCAAGCAUGAGUGAUACUUUCAGUUUCAGGAGGGGGUUUAGGAUAAAAAGAUUCAUGGGUCCCUCAACUUUAAAUAAUGAGUCAGGCUCAGUUUUGGGAAGAAUCAAGGAAGAAGUUAUUGAUCCUCAGCGUCGAUUUUAUCAGCUGUGGAAUAAGAUUUUCGCAGUCUCUUUCGUGAUAGCAUUGUUCCUAGAUCCUCUUUUCUCUUACAUCCAUGUCAUUGAUAACAACAGGAAAUGUAUUGAUUUGGACAAAAAGUUGAUGAUUGUGAUCUGCGUUCUUCGUUCAUUUGUAGACUUAGUCUACAUGUUUCACAUAUUCUGGAAGUUUCACAUUGGAUAUACUAUUGCUGCAUCAUCUUCUAAACUAUACUUGGUUGCUUCCUUCAUGUUAGAUAUCUUAUCAGCACUUCCUGUCCCUCAGGUGGUAAUCUUUAUUAUAGCCCCAAGACUAAAUGUCCCUACUUCUUUGAUCACGAGGAACCAGUUGAUGAAUGCUAUGAUUGCACAGUUUGACAUAAAAUUUUUUAAGAUAUGUCUAAUGUACAUGGAAAUGAGGGAAGUAACAAGAGCUUCUAGGAUAUCCGCUGCAACUUCAUUGAUUGGCGCGGCUCUCUGUGUUUUUCUCUGCAUGCUAGCAACUAAUUUAUUUGGAGCUUGGUGGUACAUCUUGUCGAUAAAGCGUGUUAAUGAAUGCUGGCGUGCAUCUUGCGCUAAACAUCAUUGCAAUCCUAAUGCUCUGAACUGCGGAGUACCACGUGUAGGAGACUAUUCUUUUCUAAAUUCCUCUUGCCCUCUCCUUGAACCCAAUGAGAUAAAACGGCCAACGGAUUUUGAUUUUGGCAUUUUCCUUGAAGCUCUUCAAUCUAGGGUUGUAGAAAAGGAAAACUUUUGGCAGAAGUUCGUUUACUGCUAUUGGUGGGGUUUGCGGAGUUUAAGUUCCUUGGGACAAAAUCUGAAGACAAGCACUUAUUAUUUGGAGAAUUUCGUUGCCAUCGACAUUUUAACCUUUGGCUUGGUCUUGUUCGGAUUGCUUAUUUUCCACAUCCAGACAUCUGUUCAAUCUCUUGGUGCAAGAAUGAAAGAAAGACGAGCGAAAAAGAGAGACAAGAAAAAGAUAGAUCAGUGGAUGUCCGAGCUGCCUGAGAACCUAAGGCAUCGGAUUAGAAGAUAUGAAAAAUUCGAAAGGCUAGAUGCUGGACGUGUUCAAGAAGUUGCCCUGGUUAAGAAUCUUCCGAAGGAUUUGAAGAGGGAUAUAAACCGUCACCACUGUUGGGAUUUACUGGCUAAAGUGCCAAUGUUUUCCCAAAUGGACGAUCAGUUGAAGGAUGUUGUGUGUGAGCGUCUUAAACCAGUUUUCUACUCUGCGAACGACUUCAUAUAUUGCGAGGGUGAUCAGAUCGAUGAAUUGCUCCUUCUUACACAUGGCAAUCUUUUGAGCAUGACCAACCAUGGUAAAAGAAAUGGCUUUGCUGCUGAACUCGAGUUAGGUGAUCUGUGCGGGGAGGAGCUUAUUCCUUGGGCUUUGGAUCCUGCAUCAAGCUCCAGCCUUCCCAUCUCAACAAGAACAAUCAAAGCGAUGAAAAAUGUGGAAGCUUUUGCUUUAAGAGCUGAUGAUCUCCGGUUUGUAACCUCUCAGUUCAGACAACUCCACAGGGAGCAGAUUCAGCACAUCUUCAGGUUCUACUCCCACGAAUGGAGAAGAUGGGCUGCAAGCUUAAUACAGGCCGCCUGGUGCAAUCAUUGCAGGAAGGAACUUGAGAAGUCGUUGCGACGAAGAGAAGAGAGUCUUCAGGUUGGCAUGGAAGGAGGAGGACCAAAUUCAACCAGCUCUGCUUCUGCUGCUGCCACAAUUUGUGCAUCCAAGUUUUCUGCAACCGCAUUACGUGCACAACUUCAAACUCCUCCUCUGCUGCAUCAGAAGCCUCCAGAACCUGAUUAUAAUGCAGACAGUUCCAAUGUAACAGUGUAG